Molecule: messenger RNA, 7701 nt
Organism: Bacillus rossius redtenbacheri
Lineage: Eukaryota; Metazoa; Arthropoda; Insecta; Phasmatodea; Bacillidae
Gene: Gclc
Product: glutamate--cysteine ligase
Exons: 11
Coding region: 333-2273 (646 amino acids)
Biological process (GO): glutathione biosynthetic process
Cellular component (GO): glutamate-cysteine ligase complex
Molecular function (GO): glutamate-cysteine ligase activity
Source: RefSeq, a predicted model, not a curated record
AAACUUGUGUUUAUUUUUCUUACGUCAUCUGUGCGAUAAUUGGUCAGGUGGGGUUCAUGACGUGUGACGUCAAAAUUGCAAGUCAGAUUAGACUGAAAUAAUUUUUUUUUGUCGUUGGAUGUGCGCUUGACUAUAAAGGUUGUAAUGGUAACUUUUUAAUGCAGAUACUGUUGAUGUGUGAUGUCGGUUGGUCGUAAGGUACUCAUCUGUCUCUGCUGGUGAUUGAUGCCUGAAAAGUGAGGUUAUGUCCUGUUGAAAUAUUCUUUGGGUGAAAGUCCCUUAACUAUUGUGUGCGGGCAUAUAUAAUCUAGUGGCGUGCAUAUUGGUACACAAUGGGUUUACUGAGCGAAGGUAGCCCUCUUUCGUGGGAAGAAACUAAGAAAUUAGCUGAUCAUGUUAGAAAACACGGGGUAAUCCAGUUCAUAAAUUUGUAUAAGCGCCUUCGAGAUCGUCAAGGGGACAUUUUGAAGUGGGGUGAUGAGGUAGAAUACAUCAUGGUCAAGUUUGACCACGAGAAUAAAACUGCAAAGGUUUCACUCCGUGCCAGUGAAGUGCUGAAUACUCUAAACCAAAAGGAAAAAGAUGAUCCAACGGGCGUGAAGUCACUAUGGCGGCCAGAGUACGCCGCGUACAUGAUCGAGGGCACGCCAGGCAAGCCAUACGGGGGGAUGCUGGCGCACUUCAACGUGGUGGAGGCCAACAUGAAGUACCGUCGUGAGGAGGCUCAGCAGCUGAUGAAGAAGAACGAGGUUGUCAUGACGCUCACCAACUUCCCGAGGCUGGGGGCGCCGGGCUUCACGGACCCUCCGACCAAGCCGACGCCGCACGAGGGCGCGUCCAGGUCUCUGUUCUUCCCGGACGACGCCAUAUACGACGGCCACCCACGCUUCGCCACGCUCACCAGGAACAUCCGCGAGAGGCGUGGCUCCAAAGUGGCCAUCAACCUGCCCAUCUACAGGGACAAGAACACCCCGCAGCCGUUCGUGGAGGACCUGAACCAGUACGGGGGCGACGCCCAGUCCGCGAGCGCCGCGCUGCCGGACCACGUCUACAUGGACGCCAUGGGCUUCGGCAUGGGCUGCUGCUGCCUGCAGCUCACCUUCCAGGCGUGCAACAUCGACGAGGCGCGCCGGCUCUACGACCAGCUCACCCCGCUCUGCCCCAUCAUGCUGGCGCUCACGGCGGCGGCGCCAGUCUUCCGCGGCCUCGUCACGGACGUGGACGCCCGCUGGAACGUCAUCUCCGGCUCGGUGGACUGCCGCACGGAGGAGGAGCGCGGCCUCAAGCCGCUCAAGGACAACAAGUUCGUCAUCCCCAAGUCCCGCUACGACUCCAUCAGCUCCUACCUGUCGCCCCUGGGCGAGAAGCUGAACGACAUCCCGGUGCUGCACGACGGGGCCAUCUACCAGCAGCUGCGGGACGCCGGCAUCGACCACCUGCUGGCCCAGCACGUGGCGCACCUCUUCAUCCGCGACACCGUGUCCCUGUUCAGCGAGAAGGUGCACCAGGACGACGAGGAGGACACGGACCACUUCGAGAACAUUCAGUCGACGAACUGGCAGACGAUGAGGUUCAAGCCGCCGCCCCCGAACUCCCCCAUUGGGUGGCGCGUGGAGUUCCGACCGUGCGAGGUGCAGAUCACGGACUUUGAGAACGCUGCCAUUGUGUGCUUCGUGGUGCUGCUGACGCGGGUGAUACUGUCGUAUCAGCUCAACUUCCUCAUCCCCAUCAGCUUGGUUGAUGAAAACAUGAAGCGCGCACAGAAGAACGGGGCCGUGACGAAGGAGAAGUUCUGGUUCCGUAAGAACAUCACGACGUGCGUUUCUCCGCCCGCUGCCACGUCUUGCUGCAAGAUCAGCGACGACUGUACCUUCUACACCCAGUUCACCAUCGAUGAGAUCAUCAACGGCAAGGCGGGGGAGUUCCCGGGCCUGGUGCCGCUCAUCAACAGCUACCUGAGCGGCAUGGACGUGGACGCAGACACCCACUGCACCGUCCAGCAGUACCUGAAGCUGAUCCAGCGACGAGCGUCGGGCGAGCUGCUCACCACGGCCGGCUGGGUGCGGGACUUCGUGCGCGCCCACCCGGACUACCGGCAGGACUCGGUGGUGUCGGAGCGAAUCAACUACGACCUGCUGUGGCGCAUCCACGGCAUCCAGACGGGGGAGGUGCAGUGCCCCGAGCUGCUGGGCACCAACGCGCAGUCCAAGACACGCGAGGACAUCCCCUCCGCCAUGCGCAAGGACUUCCCCGGCGCGUCCUGCUCCGAGUGACUUGCCGCGCCCUGCACGUUCGACAUGUUGCCAGUAGACACGUGUGUGGCGGACGUCGCCGGCUCGAAGUCUCUCGUGGCACUUGGUACGGCCUCCCGCGAGCUUCAGCGAUGCAAGCAUCUGACAUUACCACGACCAUGAAACCAAGGUAUGCACCACGCUGAAAACACUACAUCACAAUUUUUGUAAAACGAAUGCGUGUGUAAUUUACACCAGCAGACUUUUGACGGUUGUAUUGGCACGUCAUUACCCCCCAUCGUUGGAGCUUUUGCGUGGGAGACGAGAAUCGGUGUAGAACGUCGUUGGUCUGUGCUUCAGGCAGGCACAGGACCAGGGGUGCCAAUGUUCGCAGUACAUCCCCCCUCGUUCAUUUUCAGCACCUGUUUUUGAAUCUGACAUUAAAUGAAUUACUCAUUCCCUGUUUCCUGUCAGAGGGAUGUACAAUAUUACUGCUUUAAAAUAGAUAUUGGGUGUAAACUUUUCUCUUGCUGUAGUAAAACCAUAAAAAAACAAUCAACAGAGUGUAAUAUAAAAUAUGAUUAUUUGGAUUUGUGGUAAUAAAAUAAUGUGACAGUUUUCUCUCUCUACAGAAUUAAAAAUAGUAUUGUUGUUUCAGUGAAAAUUCCUCUAAAAGAAUGAGAGCAUAAGGCUAUUGUAGUUCUCACCACAAAAAAAAAUCAUGAUGAUUCUGUUUUGUUAAGUCUUCCACUCCAUUAGCAUGUUGGGCAUGGUUGCAGAAAAUUACUAUCCUCUUUGCUUUUCAAGGAAAUUUUUUUCUUCUGUAGAAUCUAUUCAUUCACAUACACAAGCCAUUAGGUUUUAAAAAAAAUACUGUUUUGCAAUAGAAGUAAAAGAUUUUGGGUUUUACAUGUUACUCAACAAUUUCAACACCCAAGUUAGUUGUUACUGGUUGUAAGACUGUAUUUGUUCUUCACUCAUCUGUCCGAUAUAAAAAUUUCUAUCAAAUUUAUCUGGUGUUGCUUUUGGCAGUUGUUGUAAUGGUUAUGUGCCUUCAAUAACCGUUUAUUAUAAAGUUCUUUCUAUUGUAGAGUUUUUCAAGUACUUACUAAUUAGUAUUUACUGUAUUUUGAAAUUUUAAGCAUUUACUAGGUACUUUAAAGCUUUUUGACACCAGACACCUGGAGUCGACCGACUGUGGUGAAAAGAAAGGUGGUAAGCUGUACGUCUGUGCGAAGCUUUGACUAAGCGAAUCAAUCGAAACUCUUUAGAAUAUUCAAUUUGACUUCGCCAGGAAAUUUUCUAUUCGUUUUAUUUUAAGCUUCGGUUGUGAUGUAAAGCUUUUCAUCUGAUGAGAAGCUUUGCAUUUGUUGUGAAGCUUUAAAAUAUUCGGAGCCUUAUGUUUGCUCGUGAAAGUAUUUAUAAGUUUUUAUUUUUUUUUAUUUUUUAAUUGAAUAAAGUUUGUUAUUUAAAAAAGCAAAAGGUGGUACUCUGUUUUUAUAAAUUCUAAAUAUUAAUAUAAUGCAGGUUUAUUUUUAAAAUUUUAUUGAAUGAUAUGUAGAGGUCCCAAUUGGUUAAUCACUAAAAAUCAGUUCAAACAUUACAAUCAAAAGAGAUAUAUUUUUUUUUACUUCAAUGCUGUAUUUUGUCAAAUAGGUAUAAUACAACUUCACCGAGAACAAUACUUACAAUUAGAUUCGACUUGGUGAAUAUUUUAAAAAUUCAGUUUGAUAUUCGCUUCGCAUCAAAAAAAGUAGUAUUCGCAUAAGGCCUAGUAAGCUGAUCAUUGAAGGAUCUGCAAAAUGUAAGUGAAAAGAUGUCUACUGGGAUCUACAAUGUGCAUAAAUAAGUAGUUUGCCUGGGUGAAAGAAGUGAUCGAUGUUACCAAAACUCUCUACAUGGCUGAGGAAAUUAUUACAUUCUUAUUACAGUGAAAUGUAUUUAAUCCGGCAGGUUCACGACCACAGCUAUGUCGGAUAAGCAAUUUUGCCGGAUACAGGAUGAUUAUGAGUUUUACUGACAAACCUUUGGCUGCAGGUUCAGCACGACUAAAUAAGUUUAAAACAUCUGUACGACUAAUGGUUAAAGUGUUUCCCAAGGCUGGUACAUGUCUUUGAACUUGGUGCUUUGCAAUAUUUUUAUUGUAAAUAAUAGAGAAAGUUUUUAAGAUGAACUGCUGAGUGUCUGGAUAGUGUUAAAUUGAAUAAAGUUCUACAGCUGCAAAACUUAUCGCGGUUAUAAAAUAUUUAUUUCAUGAAAAUGAGUGGCGGUAGUAACACGUCACAAAAAUAUGUGGAUUAUAAUUUCAGUGAAAUUAUUUUACAAGUUUUGUUAUGGUUGUAUAACUUUAUCAAAUUAAAAAAUAUUCAGGUGUUUAAUGUUUUGUCUUGAAUUAUUCGUUUAUUGUUUACAAUAAAAAUGUUAUUCAGCUCCAACUUCAAAGACGUUUGUCGGUCAAAUUUAGACCCGCUCCGUAUCAUGUCAAUUAAGGUAUAGGUUUAACAGAAUACCAAAUGUGAGAAUGUGAUGUUUGAACCCGCAAGGAAACAAAUUAAAUGAAAACCAACACAAACUGUAAACUCUUGCUGGUCGCACUGUGGUACGACCUAGCGGAGGUCAGCGGCCGGAAUUAACCAAGAGAGAGGCUUGACUGGUGCCGAGUUGAAGAAUGUGCAGAACCACAGAAUGAGAGAUUAAAACUUGAGCUGUAUGUUAAAAAAUUUGAAUAUUUAUCGUAAAGUAUUUCGCGACGAUGUAUGUUGCGAGUGUCUUGCACCCUAGCGCAGGGGCGUAUACAGAGGGGGGGGAUUUGGGGUUAUAUCUCCCCUCCCCAAUUCUAUAAAAUCCAUACAAAUAUAUUAAUUUUUACCAAGAAAAGAAAUUGAAAGCAAAACAGAGGGCCAAGUGGUUAAAACCACCCCCACCCCCUGUGCCUGCCUGAACACCUCCAAGAAACGUGUCUCAGCCGUGUCGCGUACACUGUGCGAGUGGAGAUCCUGCCUUAGCAGUUGUGAAGUUGUGAGUUAGACUGAGGUUAUUGUCUGUGCAUAUUAAUAAAUAAUUCUGGAAGAUGGCUUUAAUAGUUAUAGGAGUAAGUAUGAUGAAGGAUGUUAUAAUGGUGUGCCAGUUUGGGUUAUUAUUGGUUAAAUGAAAUGGUGCAAAAUUUUUUUUUUUUUUUUUAAACUGCAUUUUACUACAAGGAGGUUAAACGAUUGUUAGCACAAGUCAGCAAGAAAAACACUGACCACAUUCCAAAUAUGUAUAUAUAGAGUUGUGUGAGUACUGUUUUAAGUAUUUAAUGCCUAAAUUUAGGCCAUGUCAAAAUUAGAAUAAGAGAAAAAGACCUUACUUUCCAAUUUGCUAUGUUACUUAAACUCGCAUAGUUGUUGUCAUGGCACUUUGUAAAUUGUUUUUGAAUAAUUUUCUGCUAGGGAAAAAAUGCUUUUUUAGAGUGGUUAGGUGUAGAUGCAGGGGGCAUAUAUAACACCUGUGUUAUUGCCUGAUGUAAUCCUAGCACUAUGAACAGCCAUCUACUCUGUCACACCCCAGCCAGUUAGGGGUUAACUGUCCUGUUACAUUCCACAUCUGAAGGGGGGAGAACGCAAGAAGUAAGACCACCACCUGCAAAAGUUCACCUAAUCAUUCGCAUUAAUCUAAUCUUCUAUAAAGAGAAACAACCAUACUUGAGAGACACACAAUGGUAUCCGGUAUUAAUUAAACUGAUUUCUGUUUUUUUUUUUUUAUAUACAUAUUUUUAAAAUUAAAAUCUAUAAUCAUUUUAACUUUUCUGUAGUGUAUACAGCAUUUUUUAUAGCAUUUCCUUUUGUUUAAGAAAUUUAUGUUCAUGUAGGUGAAUCUUUAUUUUCUUCUAGUUUUACUGGUCUAUAUUUGAGUCUAAAUGUGCUGUUGCUGUUUAAAUGGUUUGAGAUUAGUAUUUUAGGUAGAUUUCAAAGAAAUACUACCUAUUGUAGCCAUUACCAUGGUUCGACUUUUGGAAAUAUUUUUAUAUAGUUUUUAGUUUCAUGGUCCAUAGACCCCAAAACAAUUGUCUCGGUCGAGUUCGUUAAUAGGCAUUAUCUGACCAAAAGGGUAGAAAUGGGGAAGGUUUUUUGAAAAACAGAAAAUGGCGGUUAACUCCCAUAAUUUAGAAACUAUCAAAUCCAUUUAACGUACUCUGGAGUAAUCCAAAAUCUUUUGUCAGGAGUUUCUGAUACCACCAACCAUAACUGCAAAGGGUGGAAGGAAAGUAAAAAAAAAAAAAAAAUAAUCAAUUCCCUCGUGGAACAUCGAAUUCGUGCAAAUUUUGAAUUAAUCUUGUAAUGAUUUUCUAAAACUUUUGUCUGAAACAAUUUUUGAAAAGAUGAGCCAUUGAGCAGGGGAUUGAAAGAAAAAAAAAAUUCAUAAUUUCUGUACCAUGUACACAUCAAAUUCGUUAUAAUUUAUUGUACAACCUUGAAUUAGAUAUAGUAUCCCCCCCCGAGAAUAUGAAAAAAAUUUGCAUAAUAUAAAUGAAGACAGUAUGUUACUGUGUAGAAGCCACAUUGCCUACGGUGUGUUAGUGUCAAUAGUAAUGUAAGGUUUUUUCCCCUCAAGUUUUUAAUUUUUUUUCCACCACCGGAAAACAUUUCUGUAUCCACCACUGCCCCACAUUAUGAAUUUUCACCUGCCAAGAUGUUAGAGGGCAGUACAUGUGGAUUGAAGAAACUACACCAUUAUCACUAGCCAAAUCUGCGAAACUAGUUGUGUGGACACGUACAGGAACAAACAUUUCACUGGUAACUGCGGCAGGAUGUUAGAUCCCUAUCGACAUGAAGUCACGCUGAUAUGUUCACAUCAAGUAGUUUUUCGAGGCUAUCCAUUUUAACGUAGUUAGUGCAGUGUGUCCUGUGUAGGUUUCCUUGUGGAUGUUUCGAAUAAUUAAUUACCAUGAUAAUACUAGUAUACAAUCUCCUGAAUUUUACUGGUACACACAAAGCAGGGUCUCUAGUAUUACUUACACCCAAAGUGCAUUUACAAAAUAUAAUGGUGUGUUAAAUGUCUGAUGGGUUUUCUGUUGUGCUAAGUAAGCCUACGUUGUAUUUUUUAACUAAAGUGAGUCGAUAGCAUUUUGUAAUACAAGUUAUACAUGUGUUUUCUAGAAGCUGGAAAUGCAUGGACUUUGGCUUGUAACAUCUGUAGUGUAGUGUUCAAUUUGUUUUUGUUUCAGAGCUUUUAUGAUUACUCCUACUGAUAGGAGGAAUUGUUUUUAUGGAGAGAUGUGUUGUUGGCAGUUUUUAUUUUGCACUUUAAAAAAAAAAAAUAUUUUGUGCAGUUUGUCUUCUGCAUUCCAGAAGUGUUCUUGUGAGAUGGGUAUUAAACUGUGAAUGUUAUUAUUGGCUGUGCCUUCUGUUCUGUAGCUUGCCAUCACAGUGCUGUGAACUGUCUUGCUUAUAUGUUCACACAAUAAAAAAAAUUCUGUUGAAAAUUUCAA